GUACAUAACAUGACAGAAAAGGAUCGAUGUCCUCCACAAAUAAAAUAGCACCAAGUGCAAUCGUCCCUGAACUCCUUACAAAGGAUAAUUAUAAAAAAUGGAGAGUUUGGCUAAGAAACUACUUGCUGGGUGGAGAGCUUUGGGAAAUUGUUGAUGGAACAGAGCCUAUCCCUGAAGCUACUCAACCUCAGUACAAGAUGUGGAGAAAGAAGAACGCACAGGCUCUACACACUAUCUAGAUUACAUGUGGAGCUGAUAUGUUUUCUCAGAUCGAACUAAUUGAUGUAGCUAAAGAUGCCUGGGAUAAUUUGGCCUCUAUUCACAAGUCAGCAGAGGAAACAGAACCAAGCCCAGCAGAGGAAGAGGAAGAUAAUCUCCAGGACUAUAGUAUGUAUCUGCCCCUACAGAAGGCCGUCGACCAGGGUGAGUGGGAGAAUGCCAAAAGAUUCAUUGAUGGCCAUCCAGAUGCAGUGAGGGUCAAGAUCACAACGAUAAGGGAUACUGCUCUACAUAUUGCGACUGACAAUGGCAAUGUUCUCAUGGUGGAUAAGCUGAUACAAUUAAUGUCCGCAGAAGACCUGGAACUGAAGGACAUUAAUGGUGACACAGCCCUUUCCCGUGCUGCCUUGGGUGGGAAUACAAAGAUUGCGGAGUUAUUGGUUAGAAAGAGUACAGGUUUGGUAUGCAUACCAAAUAAUUAUGGUUUUAUCCCAGUUACUGUGGCUGCUGGCUUUGGCUUCAAGGAUACGGUGCGCUUCCUUUACUCAGUCACACCAGAGGUUGAAUUUAAUCCUUAGAAAAGUAAUAAUAAUGGAGCCAAACUUCUUACUGAAGCAAUUACUACUGAGCCUGAGAUCUACGAUGUCGCUCUGGAUCUACUCCAGCGCUACCCACGGUUAGCUAUUACUCAAAAUAAAGAUGCUGAUACAUCACUGACUGCACUAGCUGAAAGGCCUUCAGCAUUUCCAAGUGGAAGUCAGCAUGGCAUUUGGACACAAUGGAUCUACUCAACUAGAGUUUUUGCUGAGGAGAUUUGGCUCAGUCUUUUGCGUCCUUUGCUAAGUUUUAAGCCCCAGCUUUUAGUGAGCAAAUCUUGGAAAUUGGCCUCGAUGACUUGACCCAACUGCACUGCUACAACUCGGUGCCUUCAUUCAUGUAUAGAUUCUUAUUGGAAGAUUGAGUUUAGUUUUUACAAGCUAAGUUGCUUUGAUUAUCUUAGGCUAUGUUUGGUUUGAAGGAAAAUGCAUGUAAAGGAAGGAAAAGGUAGGAAACCUUUACAAACUUUGUAUAGGUUUUUCUAUCUUUCCCUUCCUUUCCCUACUUUUUCCUUCAAACAAACAUAGCCUUGGGAUUCGUUGUCAUCAUUCGAAGCUUGAAACUUAUCUUUUAGCAUAGAGAAUUAAUAGAAAUUAUCGAUGGCUAAUUACUAUGACAAUUGUCAAAUUUAGUAUUUCCUCUCAUCUUUCUUUCUUUUGUACUUGAAAAUAUCCCUAUCCCAGCUGUGAAAAUCAAAGGCGUAGACAGUACCGGCAACGGAGAUCAAGUCCGAAUCAUCCACAGAGGUCUCUCUCUCUCUCUCUCUCUCUCUCUCUGGUUAGUGUAUUAUAUGGCACAAAGCCUAGCAGACCCUGACUCCUCUUUCUCUCUCUCUUGAAAGUAUCCACAAAAUUUGCUACCUGUCCCUUUGUUUGGAAUAAAACAGCCUGUUGUGGGAUGAUCAUGGAUCCUCUUUAGCAGACUAGCUGGGUAAGAAAUUUGCAUAGCUGAUCCAUACCAUCUUAAUACUUCAUUUAACUUGAUCUAGAAAAAUUCUCUGAAAGAAAAAAGAGAGAAUUCUAAAUACUAACAAAAGCCAAAUCAGAUAGUAAAAAUUAUCAGAUAAUGCAGACUUUUGGCAGGGCCACAGUUUUAGAUGAUAAAACCGCCAUUAUCAAGUGGUUGUUCAUGUUUCUUGAAAUGCAUACGUUACGGGUGGCAAGUUAUGUUGGCUCAAAGACCCUAUUGCUUCUAUAGCCUAGAUCAAGAGGCUACCUUGGGUAAAAUUUAUUCCUACUAGUAAUAAUAUAUAUUUUCAACUUUUCAUCAUAAGUGAAAUUCUUAUAGUUUAUGUUGCAGUUGUUUGGUUUUUAUGUCGGCUAGCGUGGAGUGCCUUUAAACCAUUAGGAAUUCAGCAAUUGUACAGAAAUAAGCUGAUAUUGAUUCAAGUAAAAGAAAUACUAAAAGUCAUUUGUUCUGAAAUUGAGAAAUUGGAUGAAUCACAUCUUAACAAAGUAGAAGGUGACAUUAUUACAGGUGUCCAAUUUGGGAUUGUUGAGCUUGUUGAAGUUAUCAGGUCCAUUCCUGUAGAAUUAUAUGUCCUAGAUCAUAAUAAUCGAAACCUGAUUUCACUUGCAAUUGUACAUGGACAACAUAAAGUCUUCAACCUCAUAUAUGGGAUCAGGUGCAAAAUACAACCAUCUCAACGAUAUUGAUUACUUUGGCAACAACAUGUUACAUUUAGCUGCAGAGUUAUCACCUUACAAACAGCUUAGUAGAGUGUCUGGGGCAGCUUUGCAGAUGCAACGAGAGCUUCAAUGGUUUAAGGAGGUGGAGAAGUUCAUACCACCCAAGCACAGAGAAAGUCGAAACAACAACGGCAAAACACCUCAAGCUUUGUUUACCGAGGAGCACAAGGACUUGGUCAAGGAAGGAGAAAAAUGGAUGAAGGACACAGCACAGUCAUGUAUGCUUGUGGCUACUCUGAUUGCUACAUUUACAUUUGCAGCAGCAUUCAUUUUGCCAGGAGGAAAUAAUAAUGAUACGGGCAUUCCUAUUUUCUUACAUACCACAGCUUUCUUAGUUUUUAUUAUCUCAGAUGCAUUAUCGCUCUUUUCUUCUUCUACCUCAGUGUUGAUCGUUUCAGGAAUUCUCACAUCACGAUAUGCAGAACAAGAUUUCCUCGUAUCAUUGCACAGGAGAUUGAUAAUUGGUCUUGCCACCCUAUUCUUCUCAGUAGCAACUAUGAUGGUAGCCUUUGGUGCAACCCUUUUCCUUGUUCUUCAUCAUCGAGCUCAAUGGGUAGCCAUUCAAAUAACUUUGCUUGGCAGUGUCCCAGUUUGUUUGCUUUACCGCAGUUUCCCCUAUUGGUUGACAUGGUAAUCUCCACAUAUGGAUCUGGCAUCUUUGGUCUAGGAAAGUGAUAGAUCAAGGCUCUGUUCAUGUGUGAGAGAGAGAUUGAAUAUCUACUGUAAAAUGUGUUCAUUGAUUAAUUUUUCUUUUUUUGGUUUGCUAUGUCAAUUAAUAACAUUUGUGGGUUUAGAUUUGUGAAUUUGUAACUUAA
Messenger RNA from Nelumbo nucifera (sacred lotus), 3319 nucleotides. The record is from RefSeq and is a predicted model, not a curated record. Lineage: Eukaryota; Viridiplantae; Streptophyta; Magnoliopsida; Proteales; Nelumbonaceae.